Linum tenue is the source of this 1186-nucleotide messenger RNA. NCBI's taxonomy places the organism in Eukaryota, Viridiplantae, Streptophyta, Magnoliopsida, Malpighiales, Linaceae. The record is from the annotation of a GenBank genome assembly.
GAUAACUUAGACAAAGAUCAAAAGAUCAGAAAACGAUUGAGCACGAACGAGAAGGAGAAAUGGUAGCCGUGGGAGAAUCACUACUACAAGAAGCGGGAGCUAAAGGCCAGGAGGGUUUUAAUGACCACCACCCUCGUCGUCGUCGCGAAAAGAAAUGGACGAAAUGGGACAAAAUCGCCGUCGUGAGCGUUUCCGCGACGCAUCUGCUGGGCUUUUGCGGUCUGUUUUGCUUCAGCUGGAGUCGGUUCGGGGCCGCGCUUUUGAUCGGGAUCGUAACGAGCCUCUUCGGCAUCAACCUCAGUUACCACAGGCAUCUCACCCACAAGAGCUUCAAGCUCCCCAAGUGGCUUGAAUAUUCGUUUGCUUAUUGCGGCGUUCAUGCACUUCAGGGAGAUCCAUUGUCAUGGGUUAGCAACCACAGGUUUCAUCAUCAAUAUACUGAUACAGAAAGAGAUCCACAUAGCCCCGUGGUAGGGUUUUGGCAUAGUCAUAUGGGUUGGAUCUUCGACUCCUCAUCUAUCAAGGAAAAGUGUGGGAAAAGAGGGAAUGUGGGUGAUCUGGAAAAGCAAGCCUUCUAUAGGUGGAUUCGUAAAACCUACGUCAUACAUCCUCUCAGCCUUGCCAUCCUCCUCUAUUCGCUUGGUGGAUUUCCUUACAUAUGCUGGGGAAUUGGUGUGAGGGUGGUGUGUUGUUACCACGCGACAUGGUCGGUUAACUCGGCUGCUCAUAUAUGGGGAAGUCAGGAUUGGAACACCAACGAUCUGUCCAGGAACAACUGGUGGGUGGCAAUUAUGACGUUUGGGGAAGGCUGGCACAACAAUCACCAUGCAUUCAACAAUUCGGCAAGGCAUGGGCUAGAAUGGUGGCAGAUCGACGUGACUUGGUACGUCGUGAAGUUCCUUCAAGCUAUGGGGUUGGCCUAUGAUGUCAAGCUACCAACUCUGGUCCAAAGAGAGAAGAUGGCUAUCAAAAGUUGAGCAUGGAGUCUUUGUGUUGAUCAAUUGAUGACCUGAUUUCUUAUAUCCGUGGCCACGUGCAUAUCGUCGCCAAAAGUACUCUCGUUAUGUAUUAUCGAUCGUUUUUGUAUGAAUAAUCAAGUCACUAUUAAUUUAUGUAUUGUGUGAUCCAUGUGUUGAACAAUCUGGAAGAGUAAUGGAGAUUUACAGAUAGUUAUUAAUGAAAUGAU